AUGGGUAAACAAUUUGGUUUUGCUAGGUUAAUUGAAGUAGAUGAUGCUAGAAUGAUGGCCGUUCGUUUGAAUAAUGUUCAUAUCAUGGGUAAGAAGAUUCAUGUCAACGUGCCUAGAUUUGAGAGGACAAGCUUUAUUGCUGAUUCGCGUGAAGGCAGGGUUGGAGCUCUGAGUAAGGAGAAGAAUUUAUGGCAAUAUGUGGGCUUUAGAGGUCAUGAAAGCACUCAUACUCGUUGGGGGCGUAGAACAUUCGCUGAUGUGUUAGUUAAUAAUUCACAGAAGCAUAUCAGUAAGGUGAAGUUGAGUUUUUCUUUCGUUUCGAAGGAGGAGGACAGGAAAAGACUAGAAAAAGCAUUCAUUAGGAAGUCGACCAUUCUGGGAUCUACGUAUAACAUUCAGACUUUCUUCGAGAUGAAAGGUAUGUUUGGAAUCAAUGUUAUUCCGUUGGGUGUGAAUCUAUGUUUAUUACAAGAAAAGGAGGACAUAGUGUUUGAUGCUUUGUUCAAGGAGGAGGAUAAUUGGUGGAAAAGUUGGUUCUCGGUGAUAAGGAAGUGGAGUGAGGGUGAGUUAGACGACACGAGAUUGAUGUGGAUUCAGGUGUAUGGUAUUCCAGCUCAUGGUUGGCAUGCCGAUUUCUUUGUGAAGUUGGCCAAUUCUCUUAGUGUCUUUGUUUGUAUAGAUGAGAUCACAGCUCCUGGUUCUAAUUUAGAAGUGGCUCGAAUUCAAUUGAAAGUUCCACUGGCGUUCAAACUUGUGGAGUGCAUCAAUGUGGAGAUUGACGGCAAGUGCUUUGACUUAACGCUUAAGGAAGAUUUCACAGGAUUGUUUCGGGUUGUUACAAGUAACUCUUUUUCUCAAAUUACUGGCUCAGGAUCUUCGAAUUCUGAAGAUGGUUGGUCGUCUGAUUAUUUUGAGGAGCAUGAUGCUUCUGAAAGAAAUGAAAUGAUAGAUAGUAUAGAGGAGUUUUCGCCUCAAGUCGAGUCUGCUGGUUUGGGGUCCAAAAUUAGUGGGCAGGAAGGUGCCAGUGGGAAAGAGGAGUUAUAG
This is a messenger RNA of Vicia faba (fava bean), 1044 nucleotides long. NCBI's taxonomy places the organism in Eukaryota, Viridiplantae, Streptophyta, Magnoliopsida, Fabales, Fabaceae. The record is from the annotation of a GenBank genome assembly.